AUGCACCAAAUUCUACUGUAUCUUUUACUGAUUUUCGGCUCAAUUUUGGCGUUUCCUUUCGAGAAUUUCGUUGAAAGCUCAUCGCCGAAUCAUCCCAUUUUUGUCGUUCGUCCGAAAUUACAACAAAAAUUUGAAGAUUACAGCCUUGAAUUCGACGACAUCCCAAGCAGCAGUCGACCGAGAAGAACGAUGAGCUCACGAGAGAUUUCCGAUAUCAUUCAAUUAAUGGAAGCACAACAACAAGAACAAGAACAAGAACAAGAACAAAAACAAGAACAAGAGCAAGAUCAAGAUACAAUUCAAACGAGUUCUCUCCGCUUCUCAGUGAGCCCUCAAACGGCUCGACCCACAUUUGUGAAUGCGAUUGUACUUGGUGAUCAGCCAUCGAGUUUCAUGCGUCCCUCCGCCCGUCUCCGUCAAUUUUCCGCGAUUUCUUCUCGUCCUUCCCUUGAUGAUUUUGUGAUCAUCAGCUCGAAUAAACGAUUUCAUUAU
Molecule: messenger RNA, 492 nt
Organism: Mesorhabditis belari
Lineage: Eukaryota; Metazoa; Nematoda; Chromadorea; Rhabditida; Rhabditidae
Source: the annotation of a GenBank genome assembly